Messenger RNA from Paraphaeosphaeria sporulosa, 636 nucleotides. RefSeq lists its product as uncharacterized. The coding region runs from base 1 to 636 and encodes 211 amino acids. The transcript has 2 exons. The record is from RefSeq and is a predicted model, not a curated record. NCBI's taxonomy places the organism in Eukaryota, Fungi, Ascomycota, Dothideomycetes, Pleosporales, Didymosphaeriaceae.
AUGGACGAGCGAGAGUUCAAUGCUCUAGGCGACCUUGCCCUGAUUGUCACCUUCAUCCCGUCUCUCUCUUCAACAGUGCCGUUACCUGCUUUCAGCAACAAGAAGGGGCGGUCUUUCAUUACGGCUUUUCAUGCAGUCGAGGAGGUCGACAACUUACUGGAGCCAGGGAUGGCCAAUGGCGCCCUCAAAUCAUUCGAUGAAUAUGUUGUGGAGACGAGGGGCACCAAGCUUGGCUUUCUAUACCAAGACUUGGUGGACGAUUGUGUUUCCAAGAUCCACGAACCACAAUCAGCAAUCACACGCAUUCGAGAGGAGCCCGUCCAGUCCCAGCAAAUAUUCAAGGUCAAGGGGUCCACCUUCGCUGCCUUUUCGACGCUAUUCUCAAAGUCCACCGUAGCCCGUGGCUCAAUCACCUGGGACGCUUUUACGGCGGCUAUGGCUGACCUGAAGUUCUCGACCAUCCAGAAGUCUGGAUCCGUUGUUACUUUCAGUCCUUGUGAAAAGGAAACUGGACAGAAGGACGUGACUAUUCAUCGCCCACACCAGUCGCGUAUCGAAGGUGUGAAGCUCUUGCAGAUUUCGAGGCGCUUGGAGCGGGUUCUUGGAUGGGGCGAGAAUACGUUUACAACGGACUAG